AGACCAGACCAGACCCAACCCAUCUCCUACGACCAUCUGUCUCUCGGUGUGUUUCUGUGAUCCUCUCUCUCUCCACAAACCUAAAAUCUCGGGGACUUUCGAUCUCAGAGGAGGAUCGAGAAAGAGAGGAUUAUCGAUGACGAUCGUAUCGACGCUUCUCGAAUUGAAUACGGCUAAAUGCUAUGCUCCGAGCUUCAUCACCGUCAAUCUCUGUCUUGCUCUUAUCGAUGGCUCUCUCGCUUUCAUCGCAUUCCUUCAGUUAACUCGAUUUCACCGGCGGGAUAAACGAGUUGGAUGGACACGGCAAAAAGUGCUUCAUCUUAUGAUUGGCUCCUCAAACACUGGUUCUCUCAUCUAUUUCGUGGCUGCGGUUAUUGCAACUUGCACAAGGUGGCAUCAUUGGUCCACCGCAUUAGGUUUUCUGCUUAUGGCGUUUCCAAAGAUUCUGUUUCUUGCAACUUUUCUCCUGCUUCUCUCUUUCUGGGUAGAUGUUUGCCAUCAGGGAAAUGGAGAAGAGGAGGAUGAGGAUGAUGAAGAAAACAGCAUCCAGCAAGGGUUGCUCGAGAAAAGCAAGAGCAAAGCAGGCUCUUCGAGUGCAAGUGAUCGCAGAAAGUGUUGCUCUUUCCAUGGCAUUCAUCUCGGCACAAGGCAGAAGUUUGUAGUUGCGGCGGUUGUUCUUGUGUUCAUCUUGAUGAUAUCAUUUGCAAUCCUUAUCUGGAUUGCUUCCGGUGAUAACUCUGCCGACCCUUCACUGUUGGCUGAGGUGUAUGUAGAUAUUUUUGCUUCAAUAAUCUUGAUCACAGGAGGAGGAAUAUGCUUUUAUGGCAUGCGUCUGCUCUUUAACCUAAGGAAGGUACGGUCUGAACAAGUAUCAGCAGAGAUGCGAAAGGUAUCAGGUUUAGCAGGGGUCUCAGUUGUAUGCUUCACCGUGAGCUCUUUACUCGCUCUUCUCACACACAUCCCUCUCUUCUACCAUUGGAACCCAAGCAAAUUGCACGGUGUCAAGGCAUUGGUUCUUCUGAUCAUAUACUAUUUCAUAGGUUCGACAGUACCAUUGGCUUUUGUUUUAUGGGUUUUGAGGGAGUUACCUCCUCAAGAGAUUGUGAGUAGACGAGAAGAACCAAGAAGAAUCACUUAUGUCAACUAUGAAAGUGUUCCAAGGCACCCUCCUCAGCAGCAGUGGACUGCCACAACCGUUUCUAAGAAUCAGGUUUCAAAGGCAAGUCCAAUAUGAGCCGACCCCAAAUAAACAUAUCAUAGUGAUUAGCCUAAAGUGAAAAUCCGCCAAUGUUCCUCCCUUGUUGUUACCGGGGGUAAAAAAAAAAAACUCGUGAAGUUGCUUACUGGUUCUUAGGCCUAACAAGGUGUGUUGUGCUAGAAGGAAACGAAAGUGGAAACAACCUCGUUUUCUUCUCUCUCUCUCUCUCUCUCUCUCUGCGUCGCCUUGGAAGAAAACAGUUUGUUUAUAAAGAUAGAAUGGAGGUUGAAUCUGUGGAUGCUCUGUAAAUAUUCUUUGAUUGCAUGUUUUUUCUUUUAGUGUUAGUUGCACUUGCAUGAUGUGUUGUGGAUACAUAUAUUACUUCUUUUUGGUUAACGUGUCUAUCAAUUUUCUCAUUAAAAACGUU
This is a messenger RNA of Brassica oleracea var. oleracea, 1625 nucleotides long. RefSeq names its product tobamovirus multiplication protein 1-like. The coding region runs from base 137 to 1234 and encodes 365 amino acids. The transcript has 12 exons. The record is from RefSeq and is a predicted model, not a curated record. Lineage: Eukaryota; Viridiplantae; Streptophyta; Magnoliopsida; Brassicales; Brassicaceae.